GGCUCGGCCGGUGUUGUGAAUGAGGGCCAUGACGUCAGGAAGCCAAUGUCAACAAUGCAGCUCCUAGAGGAGAAAAGGCGUUUCAUCCGAACACACACACGGAGACCGUCCACCACGCACCGACUGAUGCCCACGGGCCGUUAAAAGGAGCGGUUCUGGCUGUCGUGGGGCUGCGGAAAUAAAACAAAAGAAAACAAUGCGGACUCACUCUUAUUCCUGAGGAAUUGAUCGCGAGACGAGCAGGAAAAAAACGGGGUGCCAGAGAGAGUGAUGUCGGCAGGCGAGGAGCGGGAUGGGGAGGCGGCAGCGCCCAUGUACGUGUACGAGUCCAAGGUCCACUGUGCCAAUGUGCUGUUGAGCCUGGAGGAGCAGCGGCGGCAGGGCAUCCUGUGUGACGUGACUGUGCUGGUGGAGGGCAGGGAGGUGCGCGCACACAGGGCCGUACUCGCCGCCAGCAGCCGCUACUUCCUGCAGGCCCUGCUGGGUCACAACGGGUCGCAAGGCGAAGCGGAGCCCAUCAUUAACCUGCCAGACAAGGUGACAGCUAAGGGUUUUGCUCCACUGCUCCAGUUUGCCUACACAGCCAAGCUGGUUUUAUGUCGAGAAAACAUUCACGAGGUCAUCCUGUGCGCUGACUUCCUGGGUGUUCACAACUUAGAGGACUCUUGUUUUCGGUUUCUUCAAGCCCAGUUACAAAACGACAGCCAGCACGCCAGUAAUGGCAAGGUGGAAUAUGACGAUGACAUCACGGCGGACGAUGCCAGCUUUUCUGAGGCAAUAUCCUCGGAUGAUUCUGCAGAGACAAGGCAGCAGACCAAUCACAGAGCAAGCACUGCAUCGCUUCCGGCUGACCUUUCUCAAUGUCCUAAAUACAGGAAGUAUCAGUACCAGAUCUGCGAUGACAAGCACAACGGAGAAGACCAUGAUAGCGGUGAUGAUGUCAUCUUGGCAAACCAUACCUCAGUCAGCCCUGUGAGUUCACAACUCAGAGACAGCAGUGCUGCUCCACAAACUCUUCUUACACCCUCCAGGAUCAAAGAAGAACCAUUUGUGUUAGAGGAAGAAGGAGAUGAAAGGAGUGGUUGCAACCCAGAAUUGUGUACCGAGGAGGUACUGGAGAUGGAGCUUGAGGUAGAAGGGGUUCCAGUAGCAGCCGAGCACUCUCCGAGCCGAGGGUCACCCUCUUCCUGCCUGCGCUCCUAUCUCCAGAGAGGCGGCCUAGAUCUCAGCGGUGUGCCCAGCACCACCAUCCAGCAGCUACUCACCAACAGACUGUCCCUCAACCACUACAGGGAAUUGGUCAAAGACAGGCAGAGGGAUAAGAGGGAAUCUCUGGGUCGAGUGGUCCUCAAGACAGACAUCGCAGAUGUCAUACCAACAGCGCUUACUGGCAAGAACACGGAAAGGCCAGUUUCCAAAGUGUCCUCCUCUAAACAUGAGGGGGAUCUCGACAGAGCCAGUGUGAUUUUCUCCUCAGCAGCUGGCGAGCAACAAAUGUUGGCCCAUUCUUACACGGAAGAUACGUUCAGAAAAAAGGUCUCAACUCUGAUGCAGGUAGAAGCUCCUUCUUCUGGUCGGUCAUGCCUCACCACCAGCUGUCCUGUUCCCAUCAAGACAUCAGCCCACUCCCCUUCCCCUUCUGAGCCCCGAACCCAAACCUCCAGCUCCUGCUCCUCCUUCUCUUACCCAGAGGAUGCAGGCAGCGGUAGCUCGCCUUUCAACCUUCCCCAGUUUGACUUCUCCUCAUCCCCGCACUCAGGCUCCACCUCUGGACUCCCUCACUGCCUGGCUGGGGUGGUGGAGCAGAGGAACCCCCUCAGCGGUGAGCUGGUCUUCUCUCAGGGUUGCACCAAUAUCAAAAGUGAACAUGGAUUUGGUGCCAGUGGUGGCAACUCCAGCGACGAAUCAGGCUCUUUCUCAGAGGGAGACAGCGAAAGCGGCGUCUCUAGAAUCUCUGGCCCUGAGGUGAACUUGCCCUUCCCCGUGGACCACAUCACCAACCUGCCACGCAACGACUUCCAGAUCCUCAUCAAGAUGCACAAGCUGACCUCGGAGCAGCUGGAGUUCAUCCACGACAUCCGUCGCCGCAGCAAAAACCGCAUCGCCGCCCAGCGCUGUCGCAAGAGGAAGCUGGACUGCAUCCAGAACCUGGAGGGCGAGAUCCGCAAACUGGUGUGCGAGAAGGAGAAGCUGCUGAGCGAGCGCAACCAGCUGAAGGUUUGCAUGUCGGAGCUGUGGCAGAACCUCUCCUUCCUCUCCCAGCAAGUGUGUCGGGAGGGGCCACCUCCUGUCUCCGCCAGCAUCGACCUCACGUCCCACCCGCCGUCGCCUUUUUCAGACGAGGGCUCACCCCGGCCCAGGUCACCCGCGUCGCCACAAGGCGAUACGGCGUGUCUGUCCGACGUGGGUCCCAGUCAGGGGGGACUGGAGGAGUCAGGUCUGGGGCAAGAGAACCCAGAGUGUCCACUGGUGCUGGGGUCCACAGAGGAGGUAUGUAGCCCAACCGUAACAGUGGAUUUCUGUCAGGAAAUGACUGAGAAAUGUACAACGGAGGAACAGAGGAGACAGAACUGUACUUAGAGUCUGGUGGCAGACAGUUUGGUCUAUGACACCGUCAUACUUCUCUUGAUAUUUGAAGUAUUUUUUUCUUCUUUCUUUUUUUGUAAUGGAUGACACAAGCGUUGUCUUAUCAGCAAUACUGUUCAACAGGUAUUUUUGGACUGGAGAUAAAACAGAAGCACUGGCAGCUUUCUUUCUUUCUGUGUAUCAUCCUGAUUUUUCUUCCUGUCAGCUUCCCUCCCUCUCUCGUGCAUCAUGGGAGGUUAAACUCAGGAAUUCCUCAGAAUGUUCAGUAAUGUCCCUGUUAACAUGUACAUGCACUUUGCUUUACUGUCCUGUCCUUGAUAAUUACUUAGAUGAUUGAUUUAGUAAAUAAAAUUGGUCAUUUAGUAAUAUAAAUAAUUAUAAUAAUUCAUAUUUGACCAUUUUAAAUUGCAGCACCUCUGGCUCACUGAAGCAGUGGUCCACAAUUUUGAUAAAUAUGCUUAUUUCCUUUCUUUCUGAGGGUGAAAUGUUCUGAUGGUUGUCAAUCUUGCGUCUGUGUGUUAAGUACGAGGGUGAAACAGCUAGCAUGGCUCCAUCCAAAGUGAAAAAGUUAUACAGCACUUCUGGCUAUAGCAUGAGCUACCAGAUCCAUUGGUUUUAGUCUCAUACACGACAGUAUCUAUUGAUUUUUUUCAUGCCCACUUCCGUACGAUGAAAGCCUGACGCAGCGUCGUCUGUGCUGGGAUUAGCUAGUAGUCGCUGCCGUGAGUUAUGAGCAUUCCUAUGCUGUGACAAGUGUGUGGAUGAAUUUAACAUCAUUAAGUUGUUACAUUUUAUACUAAUUUAGCUGCUGGCUGGCUAGUUAGCUUGCUAGCUUGCUAUUUCCAUGCUUUCAUGCUACACUGGUGGCGCAUGCUGGCUCUAGCAUUCUCCACCGCUUAGACAAACGUCCACCAGCUCGCUGUCACUGGUCCGUCUCACGAGCUUCCCAAAGUCUUGAGGCGCUGGAAGUGCAGGGUGCCCUAGCUAGCUAAUUCUUGUCUCAUUUGUGUGGUCUGAUAAACAGUAACUUCAUCAACACGUCCGUCAACAGCGCAUCGAGGCUUUGGCUUUUGCAGUGGGUGUAGUUUCAUCUAAAGUUGGUUGGAAGAAAGGUAGACGCAACAUCAUUGUAACAAUAAAGCUGCACUCAUGUGUUGUCAGUAGAGUUGAAAGAGUAGGAAAAGUUCAGGCACGAUUCCUGGAUGUUUACCCCCACUGUUAGCCUUAAAUGCACAUCUUUAAUGAGCUUAAAGAUCCAGUGUGUAGAUUUGGGGACAUCUCGGGGAGAGGUUGCAGAUUGCAACUAACUGAAACCUCUCUCGUGUGCCAAGCGUGUUGGAGGACACCGGCGGCUGACACGGAAACUCAAAUGGCACUAUCUAGAGUGUUUGGUUAGUCCGUUCCGGACUACUGUAAAAAGACGGUGGCUGGGAGGACCCGCUCCGUAUGUAGGUAUAAACAGCUCAUUCUAAGCUAACAAAAACACUUUUCGUAUUGUUAGAUGAUUAUACACUAAACAUAACAUACCUAUUAAUAUUGUAUUCAAUUUCUGCCAAUAGAUCCCUCCUAAAUGAUACAUAUUGACGCUUUAAAUAAGCUUCUUUUGUUCCAUCUUUGUAGUGUAUUUAUAAGUUACCUAAGUUGAUUGUUUUUAUAGUGGCUGUAACUUCCAGCUUUGCAGCCAUUUUGCUUCCGGUCUGCUGACACUACUGUAGUUCUUUUCACCAAGAGGGAGACGUUGUGGAAGACGGGAUUUCCUGAUAUCUCUGGGAAGAAAUUGCAACUCGGAGGCCAUAAUCAUAAACUCAUGAUUAUGGUCUGAGCAGAAUGACGUGCACGUGGCACAAGACUUGAGAAAGCUGUCACCAGUCACUGCACUGUUGUUUGCCGACUAAAACCACAACAUUUCUGUUGGUGUACAUGUUGUAUAAAGGUAGCUAGGCUAACCACAUCCCAACUCCUCCUCUGUACUUCACACACAGACACAAGGUGAAUAUCCAUUUUCUCACUCAACUAAUCCUUUGAAUUAUUAAAUAUAUGGUACACCAUCAAACAGCUUACCUUUUAUCAUAUCACUUAACAAUUGAAGUGAUCUAGUAGUUAUUGAGGGACACAGGGCUUUAAAGUAAAAUGUUACCAAAGGUGUGUAUUUGUAAUAUUUUACAUUAGAUGAAAUGGUCAAAUGAACUCUCAUUAUGCAAAGUUUCUUUUGUCAAACUUCACUUGUACUCAGAUGGACAUUUCUACACAAUUCUCUCUCUGCCUUUUUUCAAAUGUGCGCUAAGAGACAGAACUACAUUACAAAGUUCAAGCACUGCCCGGCACCUCCAAGAGGUGACAGCUGGCAUCGAGUAUGAGCAAACGCAUUGUGGCGUCGGCACUUAGAGCCCGAGCCAGUCACUGGGUGUCCAAAUAGAUUAAAGGACCAUACCGGUGUCAGGUUUACAUUUCUGCUGACCGUUUUACAAAGCAUGCUGUAGUGUUUCUUAGUUCAUUUUAAUUCCACUCAAUGGACAUGCAGAAAAGUUGAAAACUGAUCGAGCUUAAUUAGUUUGUUCACCAAAGCAAACAAAAAUAUAGACAUUUGUCUGUCUGUGUAGUUGUAAUUAUAGCCAAGUAGUUUCCAACAAACUGAUACGAUAUUAUGUUAAAACUGAUCUCAGGUCAUUUUCCAGUCAUUAGGAUUUUAGCAGGCCCAUCAAGGAAAUCUCUUCGGGAAAUUAAAAACACAACUAUGUUACUAUUACAUAAUUUCUUGGUCCUUUCUUAAAGAAAUCAAAUAGAUGGGGAUUUGCCAUAGAUUGUAUGUAAAGAUGGACGACAUGACAACUGUGAAAAAGUGAAGCCAAAACAUCUGGAUCGCCUGGUGGCUCACUGCCGUACAGGUCAUAAACCCCGCCCCCCUCCUCGUUAGCAGAUGGGACAAAAAAAUCAAAGUACUUAAAAUUAAUUUUUCCCAAAGAUGGUUUCUGUUAUUCAGGUUAGUUCUCACCACGCUGAUAGAUGCUCCAGUGUUCAUUUUUCUGAUAAGUUUGGUUUUGAUGAGUUAUUUGAUGCUAUAAAAAGGGGGUAAGACGUCUUAAGUUGUACUUGGCUCUCUAUUGGCUCGAGUGGGUUUGUGGGCAGGACCCCGAUACCAUGUUGCAGUCCCCCCGAUCACUACUGUGUAGACUCUGGCUCCAAACCAUGUCAAAAUCUCAAGAUGGCAGCUUCCAUAUGUGGGAUAUUUUGGCUUCUUUUUUGGUACAGCGGGAAGAAACGUGUCGUCCAUCUUAAUAUACAGUCUACGGUAUUUUCCCAGGCACACUGUCUUAGAACAUUAUGUCAUAAUUCCUCCGGGGAAAUUCUUCGGAAAUUCUUUUUAUUUUCUAUCCAUUAUAAAAGAAUUACAGGACCGGCUAAAUGAAGUGUUAACUGAAAUCGUUCUCAAAGGUGGACUUGAAAAGUCUUCACAUUGGGAUACGAAAUAAAAGUGAAAAUCCAAAAUAAGAACACACAUAAUGUUCACUGUGAUGGAUUUCUUUUCUCAAGCGAGCUUCUAGUUGAUUUGUACAUUAUGUAUUAGUGUAGAAAAAUUUCAUGCUGUGGAAAAUGGAUGGUAGUCAUGUAAAGCACACACGGCCCAUGUGAAAUGGACUCCAGUUUAAACACACCGGUAUGGUCAUUUAAAGAACAGCUUACACAAAUCUUAAGUGCUCUUUUUCGUCCCGUUUAUUUAUUGUCUUAGCAGUAGUAAGAAUUUAGUGUUUGUACUUAUGGUAAUUAUGUAUUUAGCUGCACUGUUCUUGUAUUGUACAUAAGACAAAAUAUCCCCACUAAAAGUACUGUAUGACGCCUACAUUUUCAAAUUCACACAUGGUAUGUGAAUUUGUUUAAACACUAAGCAAAAUUAUCAAUCUCUACUUACAAACCAGUAUCUCUAAUAGUGUACGCCAUGGAGCUCCGAGCUCCGAACGAACACUCUGGCAUUGUAUUGAUUUAGGGACAUGCCAAAUUCAUUUGCUGUUUAAAAGUCGAUGGCGAGGCACGUGGCAGUGGUGAGUGCUGCUGCCCACCAACGCGCUGCUGCUGCUGCUGCUGCUGCUGCACUGUCAGCCUCACAGCGCUGCACGUCCGUGGUGUCGGAGCCCCGGAUGGGUUUGGGCUUCUUUUGUCCAAGAGGGGAAAUCACUUUUAGCACAGGAACGUCAAACUACAAAAGAAUCGCCAAUGUUUCAUUGUAUUUGUAUUUUUCGGAAAUUGGUUAAUAACCCAUUUUGUGAACUCCUAGUUUUGAAAAUAAGUGGAAAUAUAUUGAGUUCAUGUGGAUCGGUAUAUAAUGGCAGCUUGAUUUUGUUAGCCACGAUAUCCCUGCUAGCCAACCGUAAUCUCAUCAGAAUGUGUUAAAUGCUCCGAGUACUCUGAAGAACACUGCUCAGCUGACUUUCAUAGACUUUAAUUCCUCAAUGUGAACUUAUUAAUUAAUUUAUUUGGAAUCUUGUUUGGGGGGUUCGGGGGUCGGGUGUGGAGGAAGUUGCAUAGAUGUUAGAUGUAGGUUGCUACCCUUUCUUAGAGUUGAUUUGUUAAUGGUUGUAUUUUCUUUGUUGUUGCCAAUUUUCAUAUGAAAAUAAGUCUUCAUUUACAAGUCACACAUGUACUUACUUCAGUUUAUUUAAACUUAAAGAGGUGUGAGUAUGUUUACAAUUGUUGUGUAUUACCUUUUUGUUUUUGUAAAAAGUAAUUGAGACCUGAGAAUUAAAUUAAACAGCUAAAAAAGUUUUUUGUUUAAUUUUUAUUUAUAUAAGUAUUGAUUCAUUUGUGAAAAAAAUAAGCAUCUGACAAGUGCAGCUACAAUUUCUUGCCUUAGAGGUUCCAGAGGCCAAACUAUCUCAUGAGGGAACAAUGGAUUUUAUUCAAUGGAAACUGCACUGCAGCUUGAAGUUGCCACAGUUGUGAUAAAACGUGGACGUGGCCCCUUCUGUCCCCUUUAUUUGACACUUUUUCUCUCACUGUUCAUAAAGCGGUCCAGUCUAAAGACAUGCAGGUUGGGCUGAUGAGCGUGGACGGUUGUCUGUCUCUGUGUGUCUGUGUCCUGUAUCUGAACGGAGACAUGUCCAGGGUGUAGCCUGCUGACCCUAAUGGAUGGAUGGAUGGAUGGAUGGAUGGAUGGAUGUUCAAUAAGCUCCCCUUUGAGAUCAGCCACGUACACCCCCACCCCUCUGGAAAUAUGGAGAUCCCAGACAGUUCAAUGUCAAUAAAUAACUGAAAUAAAUAAUCCUAUCAAUAAAUACAGACAGAAUAUGUAAUAUAACUAUGACAUUAUUAUAUAAUGCAUUGCGUGACAAAUACAUUUUUAAAAGUUAAACUGCUGGAAUUUUUUUUUAAAUGCAGAAAGAGACAACAUUCUGUAAUAAUCAGCUAAGUUUAAAAAAACUUCCAGUUGUUUGGAUUAUUUCACAAUUUCAUUGCUACAUUAUACAUUUGCGUGUAUUUAUUCAUAUGCAUAUUCCUUGUUUAUUUAUUUAAUAUUGACCACUGUGGGUCUCCACAUGCUCUUGUAGGUGUCAUGAAGGAAUAAACCAUAAUAGAGGACCAACUGUUUUAAAGAUUAAAAUGUACUUAAGCAGCUCAUUGAAGGCUGCAUUUCAGAGAUGUGAACAAUCUAAUGUUUCAAGCUGAGGAGGUGGAACAAUAUUCCUUAAUGUAGGGAACAGGAUCAAUUCUGAAGAGUAGCCACUUGUAGUUAUUAUAAAGAAAAAGUCAGGAGUUUGAGGAAAAGAUGUCAGAACAGAAGUCUGACAUUAAUGUUGAAACAAUGACUUAUUAAUAAAUGAAUCUCAGAACUCAUUGGCCAUAAUAAGAGCAAAAUAUAUGGUGAUGAUAGAAUCUAAAGGAACAUACCAAUGGUUCCUUUUUCUCCUGUUUGACUAUAAAAUCCAUUUACUUCCUAUUACUGCCAGCCAUAAAGCACACUUUAAUCUCUGAAUUAUGCUCUGUGUGGUUUGGUGCAAACAUGACCUCGUUUGGACUUGAAA
Molecule: messenger RNA, 8600 nt
Organism: Anarrhichthys ocellatus (wolf-eel)
Lineage: Eukaryota; Metazoa; Chordata; Actinopteri; Perciformes; Anarhichadidae
Product: transcription regulator protein BACH2-like
Exons: 5
Coding region: 271-2580 (769 amino acids)
Biological process (GO): regulation of transcription by RNA polymerase II
Molecular function (GO): DNA-binding transcription factor activity, RNA polymerase II-specific; protein binding; RNA polymerase II cis-regulatory region sequence-specific DNA binding
Source: RefSeq, a predicted model, not a curated record